Messenger RNA from Cordyceps fumosorosea ARSEF 2679, 897 nucleotides. RefSeq lists its product as hypothetical. Gene Ontology annotation, biological process: regulation of actin filament polymerization. Bases 1 to 897 code for a protein of 298 amino acids. NCBI's taxonomy places the organism in Eukaryota, Fungi, Ascomycota, Sordariomycetes, Hypocreales, Cordycipitaceae. The record is from RefSeq and is a predicted model, not a curated record. Gene Ontology annotation, molecular function: protein binding. The transcript is spliced from 2 exons.
AUGGAACGUUCGCGACCCUAUGGCCGCCGCGGCAUCCAGAUGGGCAACAUCAUCGGUGACCCUUUUGCCCUAGCUACCCUCUCCGUCGGCAUGCUUGCCUGGUUUAUCUGCUUCGUCGCAUGCCUUAUCGGCCAAAUUCAGAGCGACUCCUUCCCUAGGAUCUCCUGGUGGGCCGUCGUAUUCGCCCUCUUCCUCAAUGUCGGCGUCUUCAUUGUCGUCGCCUCGGAUUCGGUCCAGACCUACCACGUCGCCCUCAGCAGCUAUUUGGCCGCUGGCCUUGUUCUCUCUAGCACCACCGUCAACCAACUCGUCUACUCCAACAUGGGCGCCCGCCAGGCCGCCGGUGCCGGCUUCAUCCUGCUCUCAAUGCUCGACAUUGUCUGGAUCUUUUACUUUGGCUCCACGCCCUCCUCCACACCCCGCGCCUUCCUUGACUCCUUUGCCCUGUCCAAGGAGUCAUCGACUACCAUGAACCGUCAACCUAUGACGGCCUACGGUGGCACCGGCCGCCCCGAGACCUCCAACUCAGUCCAGCCGCCUCAGAUGUACACUUCGGCCCAGCUCAAUGGCUUCGAAAACUCUACCCCGCUGAGCAACACCAUGUCUGGCGCGCGAAACUCCAGCUUUGGCACUGGGGCGCCCCAGCAGAGCCAGCAGCCUGGCCAGACCACCCAGCCCAAGCCCGCCCACGACGCGGAGGUGGUUCCGCCCACCGAGUAUCCCUACAAAGCCAAGGCCAUCUACAGCUACGACGCCAACCCCGAUGACGCCAAUGAAAUCUCAUUCACCAAGCACGAAAUCCUCGAAGUCUCCGACGUCAGCGGCCGUUGGUGGCAAGCACGCAAAGAAAAUGGCGAGACUGGUAUUGCCCCCAGCAACUACCUCAUCUUAUUAUAA